UUGUAAAGAAAGAAAAGCAUAACCCAAAAUAUCCUUAACCUAUUUCCAAACCCCUCUUCCUCUCCACUCUCUUCUCACUCACAGCAAAAAGUCAUGGGUCAAGGAACACCCGGUGGUCUUAACCGGCAACUUCCCGGUGACCGGAAAAACGACGGUGACAACAAAAAGGAGAAGAAAUUCGAACAACCUGCUCCACCUACACGUGUCGGUCGUAAACAACGCAAACAAAAAGGUCCCGAAGCUGCGGCUCGGCUCCCAACCGUAACGCCAUUAACAAAAUGCAAGCUUAGGCUUCUUAAACUUGAGAGAAUUAAGGAUUACUUGUUAAUGGAAGAAGAAUUUGUUGCUAAUCAAGAAAGGUUAAAGCCACAGGAAGAGAAAACUGAAGAAGAUAGAUCUAAAGUUGAUGAUCUACGUGGAUCUCCUAUGAGUGUUGGGAAUUUGGAAGAACUUAUUGAUGAAAAUCAUGCUAUUGUUUCGUCUUCUGUGGGACCUGAGUAUUAUGUUGGAAUAUUGUCAUUUGUUGAUAAAGAUCAACUUGAACCUGGAUGUGCUAUUUUGAUGCAUAACAAGGUUCUAUCUGUUGUUGGGCUUCUACAAGAUGACGUUGAUCCAAUGGUGUCUGUCAUGAAAGUUGAGAAAGCUCCAUUGGAAUCAUAUGCUGAUAUUGGUGGAUUAGAUGCCCAGAUUCAGGAGAUCAAAGAAGCUGUUGAGCUGCCUUUGACUCACCCUGAGUUAUACGAAGACAUUGGUAUUAAACCUCCUAAAGGGGUCAUUCUGUAUGGAGAGCCUGGAACGGGCAAAACCUUACUUGCCAAGGCAGUUGCAAACUCCACUUCAGCAACUUUCCUACGUGUUGUGGGAAGUGAACUGAUUCAGAAAUAUUUGGGAGAUGGGCCUAAAUUGGUCAGGGAGCUCUUCAGGGUUGCUGAUGAUCUCUCACCUUCAAUUGUCUUUAUUGAUGAAAUUGACGCAGUCGGUACAAAAAGGUACGAUGCACACUCAGGUGGUGAACGAGAAAUUCAGAGGACUAUGUUGGAACUGUUGAACCAGUUAGAUGGUUUUGAUUCCAGAGGAGAUGUAAAGGUGAUUCUUGCAACAAAUAAGAUUGAGAGUCUGGAUCCAGCCCUGCUUCGGCCUGGUAGGAUAGACAGGAAAAUUGAGUUCCCUCUUCCUGAUAUUAAAACAAGGAGGCGCAUUUUCACGAUACACACAGCAAGGAUGACAUUGGCUGAUGAUGUCAAUUUAGAAGAGUUUGUUAUGACUAAGGAUGAAUUUUCGGGUGCUGAUAUCAAGGCAAUAUGUACUGAAGCUGGAUUGCUCGCUUUAAGAGAGCGGCGUAUGAAGGUUACUCAUGCAGAUUUCAAGAAGGCCAAGGACAAGGUCAUGUUCAAGAAGAAAGAGGGAGUGCCAGAAGGACUUUAUAUGUAAUCAUAAUAUAUCACUUCUGGUCAUCUUUGUCCUCGACUUGAUUACUCUGUUUUCGGUUAAAACUUUAGUUCGCUUUAUUCAUGUUGAUGUUUCUGGUCUCCUGGCGAAAACAUAACAUUAGGACAUUGAGAACCUCUGGUUGGUUGUCAGCUAUUUGUUUUGCGCUUAAUCUGUUUUCCAUUAUUAACUUA
Lycium ferocissimum is the source of this 1622-nucleotide messenger RNA. Its product is annotated as 26S proteasome regulatory subunit 4 homolog B-like. Gene Ontology annotation, biological process: proteasome-mediated ubiquitin-dependent protein catabolic process. The transcript has 6 exons. The record is from RefSeq and is a predicted model, not a curated record. The coding region runs from base 94 to 1431 and encodes 445 amino acids. Gene Ontology annotation, cellular component: proteasome regulatory particle, base subcomplex. Gene Ontology annotation, molecular function: ATP binding; ATP hydrolysis activity; proteasome-activating activity. Lineage: Eukaryota; Viridiplantae; Streptophyta; Magnoliopsida; Solanales; Solanaceae.